Morus notabilis is the source of this 3351-nucleotide messenger RNA. Its product is annotated as homeobox-leucine zipper protein HDG5. NCBI's taxonomy places the organism in Eukaryota, Viridiplantae, Streptophyta, Magnoliopsida, Rosales, Moraceae. Gene Ontology annotation, biological process: regulation of DNA-templated transcription. The coding region runs from base 335 to 2791 and encodes 818 amino acids. The record is from RefSeq and is a predicted model, not a curated record. The transcript has 11 exons. Gene Ontology annotation, molecular function: DNA binding; DNA-binding transcription factor activity, RNA polymerase II-specific; lipid binding.
GUGAUGAAGAUGGUUUAUAAUAUGCAUGUUCAGUCUUUGCACUUGAUCAUCAAAGGCAUUUAUGUAUUUUGAUGAGCAAUAACGAAGUUCUCGAUCUUUUAGUUUAUAUUUUCACAUUUUCAUGGAGAAUCUCUUAACACUAUAUUCUUCUGCUAACAAAUCAAUAAAACGCAGGUCUUAUAAAGCUCACGGGGAAAAGUGUGAUAGUAAAUUAGAGGAUCAAAACCAAAAACCUAUUUGACAAUUUUCUUUCAUAUAAAUAUAUAUAUAUAUAUAUUUAUAUCCCUUCCACUUUUUCAUCACGUAUAAAAAUUAUAUUGUGCAAGAGGGAAUCAUGUAUGGAGAUUGUCAAGUAAUGUCAUCCAUGGGAGGAAACGUGGUUCCCUCGGAAACCCUAUUUUCGUCUCCGAUCCAAAACCCUAAUUUCAACUUCAUCUCCACCAUGCCUACUUUUCAACCCUUCUCCUCCGUAGUUCCUGAAGAGAACGGCCUGCUCUUGAGGGGAAAAGAAGAGAUGUUGGAGAGUGGUUCGGGCAGUGAACAAAUGGAAGACAAGUCAGGGAACGAGCAAGAGAGCGCCGAUCAACAACAACUACAACAACAACAAAAGAAGAAACGCUAUCACCGCCACACCGCUCGCCAGAUCCAAGAAAUGGAAGCUUUGUUUAAGGAAUUUCCACACCCAGAUGACAAGCAGAGGAUGAAACUGAGCCAAGAUCUAGGGCUCAAGCCAAGGCAGGUCAAAUUUUGGUUCCAAAACCGGCGAACGCAGAUGAAGGCACAACAAGACCGUGCUGAUAAUGCAAUACUUAGAGCGGAAAAUGAGACCUUAAAGAAUGAGAAUUAUCGUCUACAAGCGGCGCUCCGCAAUGUUAUAUGCCCUAAUUGUGGUGGUCCGGCGAUAAUCGGUGACAUUUGCUUGGACGAACAGCAACUUCGCCUUGAGAAUGCUCGACUAAGAGAGGAGUUAGACCGAGUUUGUUGUCUGACUUGGCGAAACACCGGCCGGCCAAUGCAAGGAAUGGAACCUCAACCUCCAACCCUAAUGCCUCCAUCCUUGGACUUGGACAUGAACAUCUAUUCUAGGCAUUUCCCCGAUCCGAACACCAUGGUUCCGGUCCCAAUGCUGCCACCGGAGCCUUCUCACUUCACGGUGGAGAAUGGCUUACUACUUGAGGAAGAGAAGUCUCUUGCGAUGGAGCUCGCCAUGUCUUCUGUGAACGAGCUCGUGAAGAUGUGUCAGUCUGGCCAUCCUCUUUGGAUCCGAAAGGGCGAAAAUGGGAGGGAAGUGCUCAAUGUUGAAGAGCAUGCAAGGAUGUUUCCGUGGCCUUUGAAUCAUGACCUUAAGCAGAAUGGCGCCAGUGAGUUUAGGACUGAAGCCACUCGUGAUAGUGCUGUUGUUAUCAUGAAUAGCAUCACUCUUGUCGAUGCUUUCCUUGAUGCUAAUAAAUGGAUGGACUUGUUUCCAUCUAUUGUUUCUAGAGCUAAAACUCUUCAAGUUAUUUCAUCUGAUGCUUCUGGCCAAGCAAGCGGUUCCCUUCAGCUGAUGUUUGCGGAACUAGAAUUUCCUUCGCCGUUGGUACCGACGAGGGAGGCUAAUUUUCUCCGGUAUUGCCAACAAAACGCAGAGGAAGGGAGUUGGAUAAUUGUUGAUUACCCCAUUGACAGCUUUCAUGACAUCCUUCAUCAGCCUUCGCUUCCCAGAUACAAGAGACGUCCCUCUGGCUGUGUUAUCCAAGACAUGCCUAAUGGAUACUCAAGGGUCACUUGGAUUGAACAUGCAGAGAUAGAGGAGAAGCCGGUUCAACAGAUUUUUAGUCACUUUGUCCAUAGUGGAAUGGCAUUUGGGGCGUCUCGCUGGUUGGCUGUCUUGCAGAGACAAUGUGAAAGGGUUGCAAGUCUCAUGGCUAGAAAUAUUUCAGAUCUUGGAGUUAUACCUUCUCCGGAAGCGAGAAAGAACAUGAUGAACCUGGCUCAGAGAAUGAUAAAAACAUUUUGUGCAAACAUUAGCACCUCCGGUGGGCAGUCAUGGACAGCUCUUUCUGAUUCUCCUGAUGACACUGUUAGAAUAACCACGCGGAAGAUCACCGAGCCUGGCCAACCCAACGGCCUCAUUCUCAGUGCCGUUUCGACCACUUGGCUCCCAUAUCCUCACAACCAAGUCUUUGAACUCUUGAGGGAUGAACACCGCAGAUGCCAGCUCGAAGUCCUUUCAAAUGGGAACUCCUUACAUGAAGUGGCUCACAUUGCUAAUGGCUCUCAUCCUGGGAACUGUAUUUCUCUUCUUCGAAUCAAUGUUGCGAGCAACUCAUCUCAGCACGUAGAGCUGAUGCUGCAAGAGAGCUGCACCGACCAGUCAGGCAGCUUGGUGGUCUACUCAACCAUGGAGGUGGAUGCCAUCCAGCUCGCCAUGAGCGGCGAGGAUCCGUCCUGCAUCCGGAUCCUCCCCAUUGGCUUCUCCAUCAUCCCCGUCGAACCAACCGCCGCAGUAGCCUCCCCAGCCGACGGCAGCUCCUCCUCCGCCGCUGCCGCUUCAUCCUCGGAGGCGGCUGCUGCUGCUGCUGCUGCAGCCGGAUCAGCAAAACCAAGCUGUCUUCUCACCGUUGGCCUCCAUGUAUUGGUCAGCACUAUCCCUUCCGCAAAGCUGAGCCUCCCAAGCGUGACCGCCCUCAACAACCACUUGAACAACACGGUGCAUCAGAUUGUGGCUGCUCUUGGCAGCACCACCACCACUACUACUAAUUGCACGACGGAAAAUGGCAGUACCAGCUUGGAAGAGGGUCUCAAUUAACUUCCUUAAAAAAAAUGGCAUUUCUGUCUUUGUCAUGUUAAUGUUUUCUAAGGGGCAUUUUGGUAUUUUAUGGGGGUUGUGCUGGUGGUAGUAGUACCACAUAUAUAUAUAUAUAUAUAUAUAUAGUCAAGUGGUGGCUGUCCUUUUGGGUAAAUAAUGGAUAUUGAAGAAGUGUUGGGGUUGUGUAGGGUUUCGGAGAGUAGUAGUGUUUAUUAUUUUGGUGGGUAGUAGUAGGUGGAAGAAAUUUAAAAAAAAAAAAAAAAAAAAAGUGUGUAUUUUGAAGGGGAUUUGCAGUUGAUGGAUUGGGAAAUGAAGGUGUGUAAAAGACUAAGAGGGGGAGUCAAGAGCGCACCAGAUAAGAUCCUUGGUUUCUGGUAAGGCUCAAUAUUUUCAAAAAAAAAAAAAGUAUAUUAUGGGCCUCACCAGUCAGCAAGGGUGGUGGUUCGGGUAUUGACUCCUGCUUGUCUCUCUAGCUCUUUGUCGUUUUGUGUUUAUGAUGAUAUGAAUUCAAUGCUCUUCUGAAUAUUUCCUUUGAAUAUAUAACAAUAUUUAUUUCUUUA